AUGAAACUAUUAUAUUUAUAUUUAUUAGUUGCAGUAUUGUUUUCUAUUGCAAACUCAUCUCUUUUUGCUUCAUCCUCAUCCUCGUCAUCCAACCCUGAUUUAGUCAGAAAUAUUUCAGAAAUUAUUCAGGCUAGAGGAUAUCCAGUUGAAAAUCAUCAAGCUAUUACACCAGAUGGUUAUAUUCUAUCCGUUCAACGUAUCCCAGCAGGAAGAUAUCAAAACAAUCCAAACCCAUAUGGAUCGAAUGGCAAACCAGCUGUUAUUUUACAACAUGGUGUAGAGGAUUUAGGUAUAACAUGGGUACUUCAAGAGAAUGUUUAUCAAAGUUUAGGUUUUAUUUUAGCAGAUAAUGGAUUCGAUGUCUGGAUUAAUAACGUUAGAGGCACCACCUAUUCAAACUCAAAUAUUAACUAUAGUUCAGAUUCUAAAGAAUUUUGGGCUUUUAGUUUUGAUGAAAUGGCUCAAUACGAUUUACCAACUGUUGUUGAUUAUGUUUUAGAAACUACAGGUAAUAAAAAAGUUGGUUAUGUAGGUCAUUCACAAGGUACAACUAUGGCAUUCAUUGGAAUGACAAAUCAAACUGUAGCCGAUAAAAUUAACCUCUUUGUUGCUUUAGCUCCAGUUGUCCGUGUAACCCAUUGCGAAUCUGAUCUUUUAAAUAUUUUAUCAGACUUUAAUGUUGAUAUUUUAUUUGCUGCUUUAGGUUUUAAUGCUUUCUUACCAGAUACCCCAUUCCUUCAAAAGUAUUUACCAGUCAUUUGUAAAAAUGCCCCAAGUAUUUGUGAAAAUUCAUUAGCUUUAAUUAUGGGUUGGGAUGAAGCCAGUAUUAACACCACUAGAUUACCAGUUUAUAUGGCCCAUGAACCAGGUGGCACAUCAGUACAAAAUGUUAUCCAUUGGUCACAAGCUACUAAAGAUGGUUAUCAAAAAUUCGACUAUGGUGUAGUUGGAAAUUUAGCACACUACGGCCAAGCUACUCCACCACAAUAUAAUAUCAGAGAUUUUAAUGUUCCAGUUGUCGUUUACUCUGGUGGUCAAGAUUAUUUAGCUGAUCCAACCGAUGUUCAAUGGUUAAUUGAUCGUUUAAGCUCAUUGGUUAAUUGGAAGAGUUUACCAUCAUAUUCGCAUUUGGAUUUUGUUUGGGGAGAAAAUGCUUAUAUUGAUGUAUAUGGAGAAGUUACUCAAUACUUAUUAAAAUAUGCAAACGCUUAA
Molecule: messenger RNA, 1212 nt
Organism: Dictyostelium purpureum
Lineage: Eukaryota; Evosea; Eumycetozoa; Dictyosteliales; Dictyosteliaceae
Exons: 5
Coding region: 1-1212 (403 amino acids)
Biological process (GO): lipid metabolic process
Molecular function (GO): hydrolase activity, acting on ester bonds
Source: RefSeq, a predicted model, not a curated record